CAGUGUUUUGUUUAAAACCACUUUUCCUGCCUUCAGCAUCUCAGCCAUCGCUCCUCCACCUGCUCCGUAGAGAAGGGAAGAUGAGCGAGUCGAGUUCGAAGUCCAGCCAGCCCUUGGCCUCCAAGCAGGAAAAGGACGGCACUGAGAAGCGAGGGCGGGGCAGGCCGAGAAAGCAGCCUCCGACCCUCCUGAGACCCCAGCAGAAGUGCGGACCAAGCCUCAGUGUCCCUCUGCUCACGCAGAAGGAGCCCAGCGAAGUGCCAACGCCUAAGAGACCUCGGGGCAGACCAAAGGGGAGCAAAAACAAGGGCGCUGCCAAGACCCGGAAAACCACCACGACUCCAGGGAGGAAACCAAGGGGCAGACCCAAAAAACUGGAGAAGGAGGAAGAAGAGGGCAUCUCGCAGGAGUCCUCCGAGGAGGAGCAGUGACCGGGCCACCUGCUUCCUCACUGAGGAGCCGUUUCCUUCUGGGACUGGACAGCUCCGCUCCCACUGCCCCCGCCCCCUCCCCCGGCCACCACCACCCACCUGCGCCCGCCUGCACCGCCACACUACACAGCACACCAGCCGGGCCCUGGCGGCCCGAGUGGGGAACAGUUUUCCUCUGGUCUCGGUUCCCAGCACCCCCUCACCCCCACGUGCAUCCCCCCGGCCUCCUGACAAAGCUGACGUCCCACUUAGCCGCACCCCAUGCCUGCUGCGUCCCUGCUCCCUGGGUGGGGGGGGCAU
Messenger RNA from Myotis lucifugus (little brown bat), 731 nucleotides. It is a transcript of the gene HMGA1, whose product is annotated as high mobility group AT-hook 1. Gene Ontology annotation, molecular function: DNA binding; transcription coregulator activity. The record is from RefSeq and is a predicted model, not a curated record. Gene Ontology annotation, biological process: regulation of DNA-templated transcription. Gene Ontology annotation, cellular component: nucleus; chromatin. Lineage: Eukaryota; Metazoa; Chordata; Mammalia; Chiroptera; Vespertilionidae. The transcript has 5 exons. Bases 81 to 431 code for a protein of 116 amino acids.